UAAUUACGUCUCUUUUCUCCCCCCCCUUUUAAUUUUGCGGGGAGCCGAGGUGAUAGAGGGGGAGGGGGGUUUCCUGUCUCUUCCCCUCCGUUCACUUGGGACCGGCGGAUGCGAGUCACACACGCUCCCUCCCUCCCUCCACGCUCUCCCUCCCUCCCCUCUGCCUCUCUGCCGGUGGAAGUUAGCAGAGAAGGGGGGGCCAUUAGAUCACUUCGGCAGCGGCGAGAAGGAGGGGAGUCCUGCCUGCGAAGCGCGCGUGUACCAGGCGAGAGAAGGAAAAGAAACGUUGAGAGUUGGGCUCCCAUUUCCUCCCUUCUCCCCGGCGCGGUGCAGCUGCGGGACUUUGGCCGUUCUUUACCCAGCUCUCUGCCUUGCACCUGUUCGAGCCGCCUUCGUAGCCGCUGUUUGCCUGGGGCCAAGGCGGUCCCCGGAGGAAGAAAGUUUUGCUGCCGCCCGAGGAGAUUCCCGCGCGCGCGCUCCCGCUCUUUCUUCAAGCUCGCAGGGACCAGCCGAAGUGCCCCCACAGGCAGACUCUUGGGGGCUCCCUCCUCCUCCUCCUCCUCCUCCUUACCUUUGAUCGUCGUACUGCACUCUUCUACCAUUUCUUGCGCCUCAGCACCUCGUCUUCUCUCCCGGGCUCCUUCGUCUUGUCUUUCGCUUCGCCCUUCCGCUCGGCAGACGCCCGGCUCCUUUGCUCUAUGUUUUGACAUUGUGGAGCCUGGUGGCCCCUAGCAAACUGCGUGAAUGUAUAGCAUGAUGAUGGAGGCGGACAUGCACUCGCCCGGUGGAGCCCAGGUCACCACCAACCUUUCGGGCCAAACCGGUGCGGGAGGAGGAGGAGGAGGAGGCGGCGGCGGCGGAGGACCCAAGGCCAACCAAGACCGAGUCAAGAGGCCCAUGAACGCCUUCAUGGUUUGGUCGCGGGGCCAGCGGCGGAAGAUGGCCCAAGAGAACCCCAAGAUGCACAACUCCGAGAUCUCCAAGCGCCUGGGCGCGGAGUGGAAAGUCAUGUCCGAAGCGGAGAAGAGACCCUUCAUCGACGAGGCCAAGCGCCUACGGGCGCUGCACAUGAAGGAGCACCCGGAUUAUAAAUACCGGCCGAGGAGAAAGACCAAGACUUUGCUAAAGAAAGACAAAUAUUCGCUGGCCGGCGGGCUGCUAGGAGCCGGUGGUCCCGGCGGCGGCCCUCCGGUAGCCAUGGGCGUAGGAGUGAGCCCCGCCGGCGUCCAACGCUUGGAGAGUCCCGGCGGAGGUGGCCCCGGGGGUGGCGGGAACGCCGGCGGCGGUGGCGGAGGCUCAGGCGGCGGCUACCCGCACAUGAACGGCUGGGCUAACGGCGCGUACCCGGGCUCGGUGGCGGCGGCAGCGGCGGCGAUGAUGCAAGAGGCACAGCUCGCUUACAGCCAGCACCCAGGCAGUGGUGGCCACCCGCACGCCCACGCUCAUCACCCGCACCCGCACAAUCCCCAGCCGAUGCACCGCUACGACAUGGGCGCCCUCCAGUACAGCCCCAUCUCCAACUCGCAGGGCUACAUGAGCGCCUCGCCGUCGGCCUAUGGCGGUAUCUACGGCGCCCAAUCACACCAGAACUCGGCUGCUGCAGCCGCCGCGGCUGCCGCAGCUGCCGCGGCCGCCUCGUCAGGAGCUCUGGGCGCGCUGGGGUCCUUGGUCAAAUCCGAGCCUAGCGUGAGCCCUCCCGUCACCUCAGCGCACUCACGGGCCCCUUGUCCUGGGGAUCUGCGCGAAAUGAUCAGUAUGUACUUGCCUGGCAGCGAAGGCGGGGACCCAGCAGCCGCCGCAGCCGCCGCUGCAGCCGCCGCCGCUGCCCAAAGCCGGCUCCACUCUUUACCCCAGCACUAUCAAGGCACCGGCGCAGGGGUGAACGGCACCGUGCCCUUGACGCACAUCUGAGACGGACCGAAGCAUGGACGCCGCCGCCGCCGCCGCCACUGCAGCCAAAGGGGAUAUGGUCCUUGGAGCGGGCUGGCUCCCUCUGCGCCAUCCCUUUUCCCAAUUCUUCCCCGCAGUCCCUUUUGUACAGAACCAGGGCGAUGCUUUGAAGUCCUUAUAAUUAUUAUUAUUAUAACAAACAUUCAUAGUACAAAGGAUAAUGAAGAGAAAAGGUAACAGGUUGCUGUAAUGCUAACUCCUUCUCGUGUCUCCCUCAGCCCAAAGAACUAGGUUUUGAAACCAGUGGGGGGUUAUUAUUAUUGUUAUUAUUCCUUCUGUUGUUGUUGUUUUAGACGAACUGUGUUUUAACUGAGAUUUUUUUCCCUUUUGUACAGUAUUUAUCAUUCACCCACAAAUCACAUAGCCUUUUUUAUUUACUAAGCAGUCCGGGUAUCGUGAGAGAAACCGAGAGAAGAAAAUGCUAAUUAUUAUUAAUAAUUCAAAGGUUUAGGUGAUGCCAACUUCUUUGCCAUAUACAAGCAUUAACUGGUCUCUAUUGGGGCAACUUCUUGUGAAGAUUUUAAAGUCUAAGUAAAGAAAAAAUAAAGUCAAGAACCAUCUUAAAACUUUUUGGGGUGCUUCUUAUAAAGCAGGGUUCUUUUGGUUCUGUUUAUUUAUAAGAGUUUUUGUUUCAUGAUCAAGAACAAUAUUCUGAAUUUUGUAAAUGUUUCUUAUGUCUGCUUUUUUCUUUUGGUAACUUUUUAUAUUUUUUUCUUGUAAAUGCAUUGUGGAAUAAUUUUAAUUAAUUUUAGGCAUUAAAAGGGAAUUCAUAAAUGUGUAUAUAGUUUACUAAAAAGCAUUUUCGCUGAAGAAGAAAACAAAUAAAAAUCUAAAGAUAAGUUUGAUUCUGAGUUAAAUCAAUUUCAAAAUAAAAUUGGAACCAGGUGAUCCAAAAUAUACUAAUUCAUGACAUGCCUUUAAACUGGACACUUUGUAUGUAUAAAUAUAAAUGGAAAAGAGCGGUAAGAACAAAAACAUGGGGUAGACGUUUAUGGCUUUUAUUUUAAAGCAGUUUAGAUCUAGUGAUUUAAAGGCGCCAGGCUACAAAAAGGAGACUGAGUUCUAGUCCCAA
Thamnophis sirtalis is the source of this 3022-nucleotide messenger RNA. NCBI's taxonomy places the organism in Eukaryota, Metazoa, Chordata, Lepidosauria, Squamata, Natricidae. The record is from RefSeq and is a predicted model, not a curated record.